Aspergillus affinis is the source of this 9504-nucleotide messenger RNA. Its product is annotated as membrane morphogenesis protein VPS13. Gene Ontology annotation, cellular component: extrinsic component of membrane. The record is from RefSeq and is a predicted model, not a curated record. The transcript has 3 exons. Lineage: Eukaryota; Fungi; Ascomycota; Eurotiomycetes; Eurotiales; Aspergillaceae. Gene Ontology annotation, biological process: late endosome to vacuole transport; mitochondrion organization; protein targeting to vacuole. Bases 1 to 9504 code for a protein of 3167 amino acids.
AUGUUGGAGGGGGUGGUCGCCAACUUGCUUAACCGCUUCUUGGGCAUCUACGUCAAGAACUUCGACGCCACGCAGCUAAAUAUCGGUAUCUGGUCUGGCGAUGUGAAACUCCGCAACUUGGAACUGCGGCGAGAAGCCCUCGAUCAACUGCAUCUGCCCCUCAAUGUCGUCGAAGGCCACCUCGGCGAGCUCACCCUGUCGAUCCCCUGGUCCAACCUUAGAGGGAAGCCGGUCAGAGUCGAUAUCGAAGAUGUAUUCCUCCUCGCCGCCCCGAAGGAAGAUGCGGACUACGAUCCCGAGGAGGAAGAGCGGAGAGAACAGAAUUUGAAGAUGGAUAAAAUCGAUAGCGCGGAAAUCUUGAAGGAACGAAACUCGGAGGGCAUGAGCCAGGAAGAACAGCGCCGAAACCAAAGUUUCACGCAGAGUCUUAUCACGGCAGUCGUCGACAACCUUCAGAUCUCUAUUAAGAAUGUACACUUCCGUUACGAGGACUCGAUUGCAUCGCCUGGCCACCCGUUCGCCGUCGGUAUCACGCUGAAGGAACUUAGUGCAGUCAGCACCGAUUCCGAAUGGAACCCCACGUUCAUCCAGUCAACCUCGGAAACAACGCAUAAAUUGGCAAUCCUGGGUGCCCUUUCAGCCUACUGGAAUACGGAUGCAGAGCUUUUGGGUACAGGCCGAGGUUCAGACAUCGGCGCAGAAGCCCAGGGCACCAGCCACGCGGAACUGAUGGAGCGAUUGCGGUCGGGCAUUGACGAAGAGCAUAGUCAAUACAUGCUUCGCCCCGUGAGUGGCCGUGCUGGAUUGGAGUUGGAUAAAUCCGGACAGCAUGACCGGCCAGCCCUCAAGACCCGGUUGUUGUUUGACGAGCUUAGCUUCGUUUUGGAUGACAACCAGUACCGAGAUGCGCUGAUGCUUGUGGACCUUUUCCACUACUUUAUCCGGCAUCAGGAGUACAAGAAAUUCCAACCGAAGUCUAGCCCCAAGGAAGACCCUCGCGCUUGGUUCAGAUUUGCUGGCGAAGCUGUGCUUAGCAAGAUCCACGAUCGAAAUCGGCGUUGGACCUGGGAUUACAUCAAAGAACGAAGGGACGACCGAAUCGCGUACAUUGACCUCUUCAAGAAGAAAAAGCGCGAGGAGACUUUGUAUGGAGAAGACGCCGAAGAGUUUGAUAGGCUGCAGAGAAAGCUCAGCUAUGAGGAUAUCCGGUUCUGGAGAUCACUGGCAAGAAACCAACUUCGAAAGGAGAAUGUAGGCGUGAAAAAGCCUGCACGACAGCAGACCUGGGGGGAGUGGUUCUGGGGUAGUAAACAAGAAGAAUCCGAGGAGGCAUCGAUGACCGAAGAGCAACGCCAGGAGCUUUACAAUGCCAUUGACUGGGACGAGAAGAAAGCAAUUGCCGAGAGCGUCGAAGUUCCCCGGGAAUGGGUCAAAUUGCAGAUUAAUUCGGCUCUCAGAGCGGGAAGCUUUACUUUGAAACGUGAUCCCCAUGGGGCAGCAAAUGAAAUCAUGAAGCUGGUGUUUGAUAAUUUCCGUGCCAAGGCAUUGCAGCGGUCAGACUCCUUCUUUGUCGAUCUGGAUCUCGGAGGGCUGAGAGUUUACGACGGAACCACGGAAGGGAGUCUGUUCCCUCAGAUCGUGAAAGUGAAGGAUUCUCUCCCAGAGCCUAAGAAUCGCCUGUCGCAAAUCUCAGACAACGCGGAACUAGAUGCUGAAGUCGGUGACGACAUAGUUGAGGAUGAGGACAGCUUAUUCCACCUUCAGCUCGAGAAGAACCCCCUUGAAAGCGAUGCCGACUCCGUGGUCAAGGUCAAACUAAAGAGUAUCGAGGUCAUCUACAAUCCCAAAUUCUUGGUCGAGGUUGUCAAGUUCUUUGAGCCUCCAGAGCGACACAUGGAAUCUAUUGGAGCUCUUUUGGAUUCGGCAGGCGCGACUGUGGAGGGAAUCCGGCAGCAGACCCGAGCUGGCUUGGAGUUUGCCUUGGAGGAACACAAGAAAGUGGAUGCGCAGUUUGAUAUCCAUGCACCCUUGUUCAUUGUGCCCGAGAGCAUCACAAAAGAAAGCUCUUUAUGCUUGAUUCUCGACGCUGGUCAUGUGAGUGUCAACAGCGAGCUGGUCGACCGACAGACGAUGAGAGAUCUCCAGUCCAAACAAAAACGCCAGUAUGACGAAGGCGAUUACAAGGAGCUGGAGCAUCUUCUAUACGACAGAUUUUUGAUCAAGCUUGACUCGACACAAGUCCUCAUUGGCCCGGGCAUCGAGACCACCAAGUCACAGCUUAAUUCUAAUGUCGCGUCCAGUAACCUGCAUAUCAUCGAUCGUAUUAACGUGGAUUUUGUGCUGGAGAUGUGCAUCGUUCCGAAGGUUACAGAGCUCACCCGGACCAGAAUAUCCGGUCAUCUUCCCGAAUUGCACGCGUCAAUUUCCGAUACCAAGUAUAAGGGAUUGAUGAAGUUGAUCGAUAUCGCAAUUCCGCGAUUUUCUGAAACCGACUCCUCCGCACCGCCAUCGAAGAAGAAGAGCGAUGAGUCUACCUUCGCCGGCAACAGAGCAAGAUCCUCGUCAUUCAAACCGCCCAGCUUGAGGGAACUCCCUGUCGUUGACGAAGAUUCCGAUGACGAAUCAGAUCCCGAGCAAACAAAUCAGAGCGUUGAUAAGCCGACCAACAUUCAUCGCCGGGAUUUCGAAUUCAAGUUUACCGUUGGUCGUCUACGUGGUUCAUUGUUCCGCUCGGAUCCUAAUGAUCAGCUCCGUGAUCAUCUACUGGCCGAAUUGGUUGCUGAAGGAUUCGCAUUAGACUAUUAUAUGCGACCAUUUGAUAUGGUGGCAGAGAUAGUCCUUAAAUCUUUGAGCGUCGAUGAUCACAUUGAGGAUAAUCCCUUGCCCGAAUUCAAGAGGAUCAUCUCGUCGAAGGGAUUUGAUGCGGACGAGGAUAAAGAUCUGUUCUAUCUUAAAUUUGUCCGAGUCAAUCCAGAGUCUCCUGAAUUUGAGUCAACAUACGAGGGCGUCGCAAUGAAUCUUGAUGUUUCGGUCUCGACUAUCAACCUCGUCGUUACUAGAAGGACGCUCCUCACCCUCCUGGACUUCAUCCUUCUCACCUUCACAAAUCCAGAGCAAUCCAGCAACAACGGGAACCAACAGUCAGACCGAACUAUCCAGGGCACAGACGAUGAGGACCAAAAACCUCAGCAGUCUGGAAAGAUUCGCAUAAAAGCUGAUCUCAAGAGUAUUGCUCUCGUACUCAACAAUGACGGUGUCAGGCUUGCGACUCUGAGUCUCAACACUGCUGACGUAGGGAUAUUCCUUGUGGGCAAAACCAUGCUCAUACAAUCUCGAAUCGGAAGCUUGACCUUGGUGGAUGAUGUCAAUACCGGAGCGUCAGAGACGUCUGAUCUCCGGAGACUUCUGACCAUUGAGGGGGAUAAUUUCGCCGAUUUCAAAUAUGAGACUUUUGACCCGGAAAGUGCGAAUUACCCUGGUUAUGAUUCAGAGGUUUUCCUCCGAUCGGGCUCGAUCAAAAUCAAUUUCCUUGAAGAGCCAUACCGAAAGAUCAUCAACUUCCUGGUCAAAUUCGGGAAGAUGCAGGCUAUUUUCAAUGCUGCCCGACAGGCCGCAGCCAACCAAGCCAACCAACUCCAAGAAAAUGCAUCGCGGAUGCGUUUCGACGUUGUCGUCAUGACACCCAUUCUAGUCUUCCCAGGGGUCGUCAAGGAGGACCGCCCUCGUGACACAGUGACAGCCCACCUUGGUGAAAUAUACGUGAAGAAUACCUUUGUCCCCCUUGAGGAUGAAAAGGACAGUCCUGCCGUGAAUUUGAUUUCUUCUGGUAUCCGCAACAUCCGCCUGACGUCGAAAUUCCAUUUCGAUGAAGGUGCCGUGGAAGAACUUGAGAUGAUUCAGAAGGUCAACCUUGAGUUCAGUAUAUGCUACCUGGAGCACCAGCAAGACAACCCACGCCCUGAUAUGGAAAUCGAGGGCUCAAUGUCUCCCAUCAACCUUCGUAUCUCGCAGAGACAAUUGAAAUUCCUGAUGGCUUUGUCCAACACAGUGCCCGGUGCAUUCGCAACCGACACAGAGCAGCAAGAGCUCGAGGCCAUGCAAGCACUUCCUUCCUCAGUAACUGAGCCCACCAAGGAAGCAGAGUCCAGGGCGAUUCAAGAGAGACAGUCAUUGGAAGCGAGCAAUGUAGACGAGACCUGGGUCCGACUUGACAUGAUCUUCAAAGUAGAUAGUGUUGGAUUGGAGCUCAUCCUGUCCCAGGACGACGAGCCAGUUGGGCGCCUGGAGGAUGCUAGUUUGUCCAAAUUCUCAUUGAACGACACGCGAGUCAAACUGCGCAUGUUGACAGAUGGAUCAUUGGAGUCUGAGCUGUUGAUACAUUCCCUUUCUAUUCGUGACAGUCGCAAUGGGGACACCAAUAAAUUCCGGAAGAUCAUGUCAUUGAUAAACAAUGAUGUCCAGCAACAAUUUAUGGCCAGUGUGUCGAUGUCUGGAGGACCGGAGAAACAUCUGAUCGCCAUGUUGACCAUUGACAGCCCGCGCAUUAUACUUGCUCUGGAUUAUCUUUCUGCCCUGCAGUCCUUCACAAACUCUGCAUUCGCUUCAGAAGAGUCAGUGGAAGAAGAGGAUGGCAGCGAGACUACCGAAGAAUCAGAACCCAGAUCAAGCACGGCAGAAAGUAGGGAUGGCUCUGUUGGACCUGCAACCGGGGAGAAUGCUACUCCGGCUAGGCAGACUACCGUGUCAUUCAAGGUGAAUCUUGUUGACGCGCAGGUAAUAACGAUUGCCAACCCAGCCAUUACCCACACGGAGGCCAUAGUUCUUGGGACAAAGCAGGUGCUCUUCUCUCACCAGAAUGUCUCGACUUUGCAAAUCACCAAAGUUGGCAUGUUCUUGUGCCGCAUGGACAAGUUUGAGACUAGCAGGCUUCGAAUUCUGGACGAUUUUACUCUUGAAAUUACCAUGGAUAGUCGCCCUCAAGAAAAAGGCUCUGCUUUGACAUCCAUCAAUGUACACCUUGAGCCCCUGGUCCUUCGUCUCUCUCUUCGGGACAUUCUAAUGGCUAUGCAAAUCGUGAACAAGGCAUCUGAAAUGCGGGCCCAAAGAACAAAUGAGUUGGAAAGUGGCGAAGCAAAGCAAAUAACAGAUGGCAAGGCCGCAGGUACGAAGUCUUCCCGUAGGAAGUCUGUUGGUAAACAAUCCUCUUCCGCAGUUGUACCGAAGGAUCAUCGUGGGUCACGCGGUGCUCUUGAUCCCCAAGAUGGUCGACUGGCACCUGCACGAUCGGCUAUUCUCAAACGAGAGGAGAUGAAUGCUCAGAUCGACGGUAUCAGAGUCAUUCUCAUCGGCGAUCUCCAUGACCUCCCGCUGCUUGACUGGAGCGUGAAGAAAUUUGCAGUGGAUGUUCGUGACUGGUCGUCAACGCUGAACGCUGACACUAGCUUCGACACUUUUGUAAACGUCUAUAACUUCUCCAAGUCAGCCUGGGAGCCCCUCAUAGAGCCAUGGCAGCUCGGUUUCCAUGUAGCCAAGGAAGUCAACCCGGAAAUAUUUUCGGUCGAUCUCUACUCGCACAAAACGAUGGAGCUCACGGUUACAUCCGCCACAAUUGCACUGGCGUCCAAAUCUUUCCAGUUCCUUUCUACGGACGAGGAUGUUCUCUCGAAGCCAAGAGGAGCGGAUGCUCCUUAUAGAAUCCGGAAUCACACUGGCUUUGAUCUCCACGUCUGGGCUGAUGUUAAUGCUGACGAAGACGGACCGGCUGCUAAACUUACAGACGGGGAAGAAUAUCCUUGGAGAUUCGAGGAUUCAACUGCUAUGCGUGAGAACUUAGCACCAGAAGGCCACGCUGGACUUGUCGGCGUUAAACUGGAAGGAAGCGGGUUUGAGAGCAUAAGCCGGAUCCCCGUCGUUCGGGAGGGCGAGAUGCUAUACAACUUGAAACCCAGGAAGGAGAAUGUUCUCCAUCGACUUCUAGUCGAAGUCAAGCUCGGCACAGACAACGUGAAAUACAUCACCUUCCGGUCACCGCUGGUCGUCGAGAACAACACACAGAUUCCAGUCGAGUUAGGCAUCUUUAGUCCAAAUGACGGCCAUCUCCUGAAAAUCGAGAAGAUUCUGCCUGGCGAUGCUCGACCGGCGCCUGUUGGGGCAGCGUAUAUGCACUCACUUGUUGUGCGACCUGAUCAAGGCUUUGGUUAUGACUGGUCCAAUGAACAGUUGCAUUGGAAAGAUCUCAUACGCCGGCCCACUCGGACAAUCAAGUGCGUCAGCGAGAGUGGACAACAAGCCCCGCCGUUCUACUUCCAGAUGAAUGCUACAUACAAUGCCCGGGACUCCCUAGCAGGCCACUAUCCUUACAUGCGGAUUCGAAUUUUUGCCCCCGUUGAAAUUCAAAACCUCCUUCCCUACGAUUUCAAGUACCGCAUCUAUGACAAGAACACGAGAAAGGACUGGACCAACUUCUUGCGAAAGGGAGGCGUCAGCCCCGUACAUGUCGUCGAGCUAUCUCACUUGCUUCUUCUCAGCAUUGAUAUGCAAGAUACUGUCUUCAAACAGAGUGAUUUUGCCAUCAUCAACGGAAACGCGCAGGAUUUUAGGAGAGAACACGUGCUCUCUCUGAAGGAUGAGAGAGGCAUCCAGCUAAAACUGAAGCUACAUUACUACAAUGUGCCCGAGAGUGGAGGCGCAUUCAAGGUGUCGAUCUACAGUCCAUACCUCAUUCUGAACAAGACAGGUCUUCCGAUGGAGAUACAGAGCAAGGCUUUCUUGCAGUCUGCUCGGUCAGCAGCCGGACAAGGUCUGAGGGCUGAUCCCAGGACCGGCGGUCGUGCCCUUCCGUACAUGUACUCCUACCCAACCGGUGACACCAAAAACCGAUCUAUGUUGAGGAUAGGCGAAUCUGCUUGGAGCAAGCCUCAAAGUUUCGAAGCUAUCGGAAGUACAUUUGAGGUCGUUCUCCCAGACCGGAAUGGCAGAUCUGAAUUCCACUCAGGUGUGUCUGUCGCCGAAGGUGAAGGUAAAUACAAGAUGACCAAGGUCGUUACCAUCACGCCUCGUUUUAUUCUGAAGAACAAACUUAACGAAGAAUUACUGGUUCGAGAGCCUGGUUCUUCCAACGUCCUCAGCAUUAAAGCAGGCGAUCUUAUUCCCCUUCACUUUUUGCGUCAGGUCGCAGAGAAACAGCUUUGUCUUUGCUUCCCAGGAGUCAACAACCAGUGGUCGUCACCUUUCAACAUCGCAGACAUAGGAACUGUGCACGUGAAGCUUGCGAAAACAAACCAACGCCAAAGACUGAUUAAGGUUGACACCAUUAUGGAGAAUGCAACCCUCUUCAUUGGUUUCAGUUUUGAAAAUCGCAACUGGCCGUUCUCAAUGCGAAAUGAGAGUGACAUGGAAUUCAUCUUCUUCCAAGCGAACCCCAACAUUGAAGAUGAUGAAGUUGACAGGACGAGUGACUGGCGGCCAAUCCGUUACCGUCUUCCUCCGCGCAGUAUUAUGCCCUAUGCGUGGGAUUACCCAGCUACAAAGAACAAAACUCUUGUGUUGACCGGCAAGGGCAAAGAACGACGUAUCAAGCUCGCGGAGAUUGGCAAUUUGAUUCCGAUGAGGAUUCCUCCCACCCAGCAUGGGGAAACUCAGAAGAUCAUUGAUAUCAAUAUUACUGCCGAGGGUCCCACCCAAACUUUGGUCUUGUCCAAUUUCAAGCCUUCGAAGAGUAUGUAUCGGCAGCAGAGGGGACAGGCUUCUCAGUCCAGUUUAAGCACCGGGUUUGAGGUUAAAGAACUGGACUCUGAUGUCAAUUUCAAAGCUCAGCUCCGUCUCGGAGGAAUUGGCAUAUCGUUGAUCAACCAAAAUCUGAAAGAGCUGCUGUAUAUGACCUUCCGCGACAUUGAGAUCAAGUACAGGGAAUCGCGACUUUACCAGACUUUGAACACGACCAUAAAGUGGAUCCAAAUCGACAAUCAGCUCUAUGGAGGUAUCUUCCCAAUCUUGUUGUACCCCAGUGUGGUCCCAAAGACCGGCAAGGAGAUGGAGGCACACCCGAUCUUCCAUGCCAUGGUUACACGCGUGAAGGACGAUUCUUACGGUGUGCUUUACAUCAAAUAUGCCACGAUACUGCUGCAGCAGAUGACAUUAGAACUGGAUGAAGACUUCGUCUUUGCUAUGCUCGAUUUCGCGAAGGUCCCUGGUGCCUCGUGGUCCGAAGAACACGAGGGUCAGCUUUGUGACGAGAAUCUCCAAAUCCCGGAGCCGACUGGCGAAGGUGCUGGCCAGGAUGUGUAUUUUGAGCUGCUACAUUUGCAGCCAAUGCAGGUCGACAUCUCCUUUAUGCGGACCGAGCGCAUCAAUGCCGAAGACACAAUGCAGCCCUCCAAUCCCCUGAUGUUCUUCGUCAAUGUCAUGACCAUGUCAAUGGGCAAUGUCAACGACGCACCCGUCCGACUCAAUGCCCUGAUGCUGGAAAAUGCUCGCGUCUCUCUUGGUGUGCUUGUGAGCAAUAUUCAAAGACACUAUACCCAAGAAUUCCUCCGUCAAGUCCAUAUUGUUCUUGGAUCUGCUGAUUUCCUCGGUAACCCGGUCGGUCUGUUCAACAAUGUCAGUUCCGGAGUUGCUGCAAUCUUCUAUGAACCGUACCAGGGAUUGGUCAUGACCGACAGACCUCAAGAGCUUGGCAUCGGGAUUGCCAAAGGAGCUACAAGUUUUGUGAAGAAAUCGGUCUUUGGUUUCUCGGACAGUAUGGCCAAGCUUACUGGAAGUAUGUCGAAGGGUCUUGCUGCCGCCACUCUGGACAAGGAGUUCCAAGACCAACGACGGAUGUCGAAAUCUCGAAACCGACCCAAGCAUGCACUCUAUGGUAUCACCGCGGGUGGCAAUGCAUUUGCGAACAGCUUGGCGAGUGGUAUCGGAGGUCUCGCACGUCAUCCGCUCCAAGGCGCCGAAAAAGAAGGUCUUCAAGGAUUUUUCAAGGGUGUUGGAAAGGGUGUCUUAGGCUUGGCCACAAAACCUGCGAUUGGCGCCUUUGAUUUAGCCUCAAAUCUGGCUGAGGGUGUCCGCAAUACCACGACUGUGUUUGACGCGGAGGGACUCGACCGCGUUCGUCUGACGCGAUUCAUCGGAACAGAUGGUAUAGUACGCCCAUAUUCACAGCGCGAAGCAUUGGGUCAGUUCUGGCUCAAGACCUCGGACGAUGGGCUGUACUUCAACGAGGAUUAUAUCGCCCAUUUGGAACUUCCUAGCAGAGACAUGCUGGUCAUGUUGACGUACGACCGCAUAAUGCUUGUGCGGUCCAAGAAGCUCAAGACCGAAUGGGACAUUCGUUUGACCGAUAUCCAAACCAUCUCGAAGGAGCGCACCGGUAUGAGUAUCAUUCUCAAGGGAGGUGCCAAUGGGCCUUUCAUCCCAGUUCAGGAAGAAAGUGCCCGAAAUUGGCUGUACAGACAAAUUGCUGUUGCCGUCAAUGCAUUCAACGAGAAGCACAACAAUAUCGCUCGGACCAGUUAA